UUCACUUGCAGACGCGCUUCCUGACACGAAAAUAGCGGGAUAUGCAGUUUAUUCGUGCACUACAACGACCGACGUCGCCCCUAAUGAAAGCGAGGCAGUGUAAACACAACUCCAGGAACAUGAAAAGAUCGGGUGACAGUGAGGGGGAGAAGAGAAGAAAGAGGCGGAGGCUACUGCAGGAGUUGGGAGACCAGAAGAUCCCCUUUCUGGCACCCUCAGAUCGAGGUUUUCAGCAGCUGUGGGACACCAGUUACUCUGGUCUCGUGCUAAGGAAAUCAUGCUCACUGCCUGCUGAGCUCCAUAGCCGGGUGCAGGCAGCUCUGCUCACCCUCAGAAGGAAGGGAUGCCUCCUGAAGGAUCUGGUUCGUGUUCGUGACCGAGAUGUGUUCACCGCUGUGUCACGUGCCCUGCUGGGCGAACCGGGCCAUACAUAUCGCUAUCUGGACACACGGCUCUUUGCCAUCCCCUGGCACAGUGAGGACAUAGAUGUCAAAGGACAAAACUGUUGUGACCCAGAUCUGAGAGCUGCCUGCAAGGCAUUGUGGGAACUUAACACCUUUUUCUGCACUGAUGUGUCUCAGCUGAAAGAAGGAGACAGGCUAACACAAUGGGCGAAGGGAGAGGCAGAAGCCAAACAAGGUGAAGAGGGGGACACAGAGUCUAAACACAGUGAAGACUCUAAAAAUAGUGAAGGAGGGGACUCAGAGUCCAGGCAGAGUGAGGAGGGGGACACAGAAUCCAAGCACAGCGAAGAGUGGGACAUUGAGUCAAAACACAGUGAGGAAGGCUGCUCUGGGUCUAAACAGGAAGGGGAGUGGGAGACUGAGUUCAAACACAGCACCGAGGAGGGAGAGUCUUCCCAAGUAAAGCCAGGUGAAACCAGUUUUGCAGCAGCUUCAGAGCAUGCUGAAGGAAAAUGUCCUGACUGGGGAGUGAAGGCCAGUGGUGGCACAGAGACUGAACCUGUGGGACUAAAGGCCCAGGAGAAACCUGUGGCCGAACUAAAGCACAGCCUAUCAGAUUACCACAUUCAGGACAAAGAGGAGCACGAGAGUGGCCAGGGCUGUUCUCAGCCUAGUCCUCCACAGGUAUGCAGCGGUCCAGUAAAGUUCAAUGUCACCUUACUCAAUUACAUGGACCCAGCCGCAAUGAGCCAACUCAAAGAGGAGCCGUACUAUGGCAUGGGGAAAAUGGCAGUAGGGUGGCACCACGAUGAGAACCUGAUCACUCAUUCACCAGUGGCUGUUUACAGCUAUAGCUGUCAUGAUGACAAAGGUGAGAGCAGUGAGGGAAGCAGCAGUGAUAAGGCCUGCUGGAGGAUUGGGCUCAAGGUAGCCUGGGACAUCCACACACCUGGCCUGAUGCUGCCGCUGGAGUCUGGAGACUGCUAUUACAUGAGAGAUGACCUGAACAGUACCCACCAGCACUGUGUCCUAGCUGGAGACACUGCACGCUUCAGCUCCACACACAGAGUGGCUGAGUGUUCCAGUGGAACCCUGACCUACAUCCAGUCACGUUGCCAGGAGGCCCUGUCCAACCUGCACACUGACCCCGACACAGGAUCCCAUAGGCUUGUGGCUCUGCUGCCGGCAACGCUACAGGACUGUGAGGAGAUUCACAAUGAGGUGGAGUUUGAGUGGCUGCGGCAGUACUGGUUUCAGGGCCAGCGUUAUGCUCGGUUCUGCAGCUGGUGGACCAGACCGAUGGAGCAGCUGGAGAAGGACUGGAAGCUCAUGGAGACCAUGACUAUGCUUUUCCUGGCUGCAGUGGAGGAGGAAGGCCAAGCAGAAGAAGGAAGGAGGGAGAUGGCAGAGAUCCUGCUGUCUGCUUUGACAGACAGACACCAGCAAAGACAGACAUGGAGAGACAGAAACAAAUCUUCAGGAGGUUGGGACUGUCCUCUAUUAUUCAUCGGUGGUAAUGAUGGAGAGGAGCUGGCAGGAUCUGUGGACUUAUUGAUCCUGUCCUCUGGUUUCGUGCCUUACCUCCUGUGGGGGUGGAGGAAAGGAGGUGCCACUCAAGUCUGGCCCAGACAUUGCCCCCUGAGGAGGCCCCAGUGGACCGGCCCUUCUGGGGUGUGGAUGACCCCAGCAUGCCUCUGCCCUUUGAUCUGGCUGACAUCAUUAACAGAGUGGAGUCACUGCUCUGGAGGAUGUAAAGAUGGAUAGAGGAAACAAGGAAGCAAGAAAAAAAAAGACCCACCAGCUUUUCUGAAUGAUCCCCACAUUAGCUGAGGGGACAGACCAGAUUGAUUUCCUUUUGAUUAGGCCAUCUACAUCACCCCCGACUCCACCCUCCACUACCCCAGCUGACCCCAGCAUCUCAGUCACCCCAACUUGGAUUGGCUGGAAGGAAACCAACACAGUAGAUCAAGAAUAGUGCUUCAGUAACAUGCUAACAAACGCAAUGCUUAGCACCAAGCCACUAGUGUCACAACGGUCUAACAAAACAUAUAUGGAACCCGCAUUUCAGUGUUAACAUACAACAUUGUGUUACUAUUUAUUAUUUCAGUGUACUUUGUUACCUAAUCUCAUGUAACCCAGACAUGCUUUUAUCAGUGGAUUGUUCUCAUUCUCAGUAGUCAUAGUACAGUACAUACAUAUAUGCUUUCUACUUGUCACACAGUGUUAUAAUACAGUAUAGAAUGGUAAGAAAACUCACUUUGCUCACAGGCUAUUGCAUUCUUCACUUGUGUAUAGUGUAACCCUUUUAUUGUGUUAAGAAGUGAAAUGAGCCAGAAAAGACCAAAGAACGAUUAUGAGAAGAUUGUUAUGAAUGUCAUCCAAUGGAGUACAUGAAGAAUGUGUUGUUAAGUGUUUAUGGUGCAGUGGUGUGCUUGUGCCAUAUUAAUGUGUAACUGUGUGCGUGCGUGUGUGUGUGUGUGUGUGCGUGCAUAAGAGCGUUCACUCUCCCAAAUGUCUACAUGAAGGCGUGUGUGUACGAAUGUGAUAGUGUGUGAGCCUGUAGGCAGCCUGCCAGUUGUUUGUUCUUGAAGAUGUGCAUAUGGAGAAACAGAGACUAGCAGCAGGGCCCCUCUGCUACUGCUCUGAUGAAAGGCAGCAUUGAUAGAAUGACCCGGAACACAACCGCCGUUUCUCAUAAUUACAGCUGUUCAAUCGCUUUUAAUUACUCUUAAAGUGUGUAGAGCACCACAUUCCCCUGUAAUGCUGCAGGCCAUCUAGAGAGUGAGAGAAAGAUCCGGCACUUCUGACAAAAUCCACUUUCAAAAAAGCUAAAAAGGGUGGAAAAGGGGGCCGACGUCAAAGCAGUGUAGCAGCCCUCCUCGUUUGAUUUCUUUCUCUAUCUAGUUCAUGAUGAAGUAGAGAUGCUGUUUACUAUUAAAAAUGCAGAAUGCACUCCUUUUUUUACUUCUGAAGUUUUUUCCAAGAUGUUAAUGGUUGCCAAACGCUGUUCUUCUUGCUUCUUCUUUUGCUGCGCCUUUGUUGUUUGUUGUUGUCAGAGAGAUUUGUUUGUAGAUUGGCAGUAGCUUUGACUUGUUUGAAUCACUCUGUGCUCCCUGCGCCACAGCUUGUCUGUCUGAAGCAAUAGGAAUGGCAGUAAAUAAAAAAAACAGU
Messenger RNA from Pelmatolapia mariae (spotted tilapia), 3575 nucleotides. It is a transcript of the gene fto, whose product is annotated as FTO alpha-ketoglutarate dependent dioxygenase. Gene Ontology annotation, biological process: RNA repair; DNA alkylation repair; regulation of multicellular organism growth. The transcript is spliced from 11 exons. The record is from RefSeq and is a predicted model, not a curated record. Gene Ontology annotation, molecular function: broad specificity oxidative DNA demethylase activity; mRNA N6-methyladenosine dioxygenase activity; ferrous iron binding. The coding region runs from base 42 to 2168 and encodes 708 amino acids. NCBI's taxonomy places the organism in Eukaryota, Metazoa, Chordata, Actinopteri, Cichliformes, Cichlidae.